Tripterygium wilfordii is the source of this 861-nucleotide messenger RNA. Its product is annotated as 39S ribosomal protein L41-B, mitochondrial-like. NCBI's taxonomy places the organism in Eukaryota, Viridiplantae, Streptophyta, Magnoliopsida, Celastrales, Celastraceae. Bases 191 to 469 code for a protein of 92 amino acids. Gene Ontology annotation, biological process: translation. The transcript has 4 exons. The record is from RefSeq and is a predicted model, not a curated record. Gene Ontology annotation, cellular component: mitochondrial large ribosomal subunit. Gene Ontology annotation, molecular function: structural constituent of ribosome.
AAACACUCUGGUGAAAGAAAGCCUUCUCUACCGCCAUCUUUCUUCCGUUACCUCCCUGCAUUUUGUGCCCUCUCGGAUUGACUCCGUUGGUCCCAUUGUGGGUGGUUCUCACCUUGAUUACUGUUCUUGUUUCCGUUUACUCCUUCUAGUUCUCUGAAUAUAAGACGAGAGAUUAAGUUAUUGCUUGAAUAUGCCGCUGGGUCUGUUAACGGGGAUCGGAAGGGCAUUUCGGAGGAAGCGGACUUCAUCGCUGGACAUCCUCUCGUCAAAGCGUGCCCCUCGUAAUUACUAUAAGGGCAAGAAUUGCAAACCUAUGGGUUUCCACACUCGCAAAGGUGGGUAUGUUCUGAUGCCAGAGAAACUACCAAACUAUAUUGUUCCUGAUUUGACAGACUUUGAGCUCAUGCCAUAUGUAUCACAAGUUGCAACUGAAGUCAAAACAACCGAGGCUUCUGAACCGGCUAAAUAACCAGACAAAUUGGGCGGAGGCCUGAUAUUUCAUUAUCAGUCAUUGAAAAGAUGUCUAAUGAUGUUUGGUGAUCUUGAAGGGGAGAGUGACAUAGCAGUCAUCACAUAUGUUCCUGUUCUAUGAAGAACCAUCAACUGAUUACCUGCUUAAUGAGUACGUUUCUUUGAUAGCAUAUGAUAUUUGAACAUGAUCUUUUGAAACCCUGUAUGGUAGAGAUCCAUAGCCCAUGAUCAAUUGAUUAUAAAGUAUCCAACAGGCCAGACGCCGAAUCAUGGAUCUUGGAUCUCUGAUUCAUCAUCAUGCCAUCGCUUAGCCUUGUCUGAAAUGUCAAAUGUUAUGAACUCAAUUCAUUUUGCAAAUAAAUAGAAUAUUGAAUGAACAUGAAAAUUUGA